Molecule: messenger RNA, 439 nt
Organism: Paramecium tetraurelia
Lineage: Eukaryota; Ciliophora; Oligohymenophorea; Peniculida; Parameciidae
Exons: 2
Source: RefSeq, a predicted model, not a curated record
AUGAAUCAGAUCAAUCCUAGGCUUCAAAGUGGCAUUCAACAAGGAUAAACUUUCACUAUUUAAGGUUAAACUAAAAAUCCAAAUUUCCCAGGAAUGCCCUAAGUUAUACCCUAAGGUAUGCCAUAAGGUAUGCAAUAAGGUAUGCCAUAAGGUAUGCCAUAAGGUAUGCAAUAAGGUAUGCAAUAAGGUAUGCCAUAAGGUAUGCCUUAAGGUAUGCCAUAAGGUAUGCCAUAAGGUUUACCUCCCUAAACUUUCAAAUAGCCUUCAUAAAAUGAUGGAAUGUUGGAAGUUAUUAAUUAAGCUAGAAAUAGAGAAACAUAAAGAAAAGAAGAAUGCCUAAAGAAGAUGGCAUUGAUUAAUGCGAAUUUUGGUGAGAAAAACUACACUUGAAAAUUCAUAUUCCAUUUUCUAUUAAUAUUUUUAUAAUAUACUUUUCUAA